Molecule: messenger RNA, 917 nt
Organism: Hyla sarda
Lineage: Eukaryota; Metazoa; Chordata; Amphibia; Anura; Hylidae
Gene: SERTM1
Product: serine rich and transmembrane domain containing 1
Exons: 2
Coding region: 372-704 (110 amino acids)
Cellular component (GO): intracellular membrane-bounded organelle
Source: RefSeq, a predicted model, not a curated record
CAUUCUUCACACAUUACACGCUCAAGUGCAUCAACACAUCUCAUCCUCUUUUCUACACAGCCUCUGUUCUGUUCUUUGCUCUAUCCAUACAUAUCAGCACAAUAGGGCUGCUGGGAAGCUCAUGGUGAACAGCACUAUUCUGAUUCCUAUUAAAAGUUCAUUUCUAAUUCAUGCAGGGGCAGCAAUACAAACACUGCAGCAGCCCCUCUACGAAGGCUGGUCUCCUCCUCUCCUUCCACAUGUUCUGAUUGACCUUCUGCAGAACUCUGGAUACAUUGCAAAGAAAGGAUAUUACUAGUAUUCUGCCAAGAUGUCAUAAAGGGAUCCCCUCAUAGAUCUUUCCAAAGGGCCACCAUAUUGUUUAUGCCAAAAUGUCAGGCCUUGGUCCUUCAGUUUCUUUACCAGAAGACACAGGGAAUGGAACUUUUUUGGACCUGUUCCCUACCUCAAUUUCAACGUCAGUGGAUUCCUCAUCAUCUGCACCCAACCGUUUAUCAAACGUUUAUGUCUAUGUCUCCAUAUUUCUCAGCCUCUUGGCUUUCCUUCUCCUGCUGCUCAUCAUUGCUCUUCAGAGACUUAAGAAUAUCAUCUCCUCUACAUCAUCUUACCCAGAAUAUACAAGUGAUGCGGGGAGCUCCUUUACUAAUUUAGAAGUCUGUAGCAUAUCUUCACAGAGGUCUUCUUUUUCUAACCUUUCUUCUUAGGGAGAAGUAAAAGGGAAUUACUAAAGACAGAAACCUGGAAAUACUGUAUUGCAUGUGACUCACACCUUCGAAACUGAGAAGACAUCCCCGAUUCUGUUUGAUAUCAUGCUGCUUUUUAACUCAAUUUUGCUUUUGUCGUUUAUCUGUUUCAUCUGCUUUGUGCCCAAUUUCAACCUUGAAUGUUUCUCUUGUUAAAUAAACUCAUAAAGCAAA